AUGCUCUGUUAUCAUAACAUUUGUCGCAUUUAUUCCAAAUUUAUUCGUUCAAAUCGCUUCUGGGUAUAUAGUGUACAACAUUCGAAGCUUAAGCAUUAUGCAGUUGUUGUACCGUUCAAAAUAAAUGGAAAGGCGGGUAUGGCGAAAGCAGGCGAAUGA
This is a messenger RNA of Laccaria bicolor S238N-H82, 159 nucleotides long. RefSeq lists its product as uncharacterized. The transcript has a single exon. NCBI's taxonomy places the organism in Eukaryota, Fungi, Basidiomycota, Agaricomycetes, Agaricales, Hydnangiaceae. The record is from RefSeq and is a predicted model, not a curated record. Bases 1 to 159 code for a protein of 52 amino acids.